GGGUUUUAUGAGGGUAGAGUUUCCUAAUUUCCACGCGUCUCUCCUUUCCGCGUCCGUUUGGCACCGACGCGCUGGUGAUGAGACGGGUGAGAGCGCACGGCUGGUACAGACCCGUCUCCUUCUGCGCUUCUUUUCAUUGGUCAGAAUCCUCUCGCUCGUGACAUCACAUCCAGCCGACCCGCUGCAAAGCGAGCAGAUGAUGCUGGACACCUCCAAGGACGCACAGGCGUUUUGCGCUUUACGCACGACCGCUCGCGGAGAGCCUCCCCGCACGUAAAGGUAAAAAUAAAUAAAUAAAUAAAUAAAAUAAAUCAGACUUGGAUCCCGAUGCCUCGGGGUCGGCAGAGUGUGCGUGUUGAGAAGCGGCACUGCGGCCGAGCUCGGAUUUGUUCGACACUGGGACUGGAAAUGGACCGUGCGUAAGGCUGCGUGCGUUUCGGGAGCGGAGCUGUCACUCAACCCCCCCACCACCACCUGUUGCCAGGUGGGUCCUGGCCUUUUUUCACUCCUGAACAUCUACUAUGACAUUAGGUCUGGAAGGUCUUGUGGAUAUGGAGGAUAUCGUUAUCGACGUGGUGGGGGAAGGACUGAAGGACGGCGGAGAGGAGCAGCUCUCGCUUUCAGAGGAGUCUCGGAGCGAGCCGGAGCGCAGCGCGGAGACUUCCAGCAGCCAGACGGAAGACCCGGCGUGUCCUCCUCCUGCUAAAACCAAGUCCCCCGCGUCCGUCAAGCCUCCAUACUCGUACAUCGCGCUGAUAACCAUGGCCAUACUGCAGAGCCCGAAGAAACGCCUCACGCUCAGCGAGAUAUGCGACUUCAUCAGCCACCGCUUCGUCUACUACCGGGAGAAAUUCCCGGCCUGGCAGAACUCUAUCCGACACAACCUGUCGCUGAACGAUUGCUUCGUCAAGAUGCCCAGAGAGCCCGGGAACCCGGGCAAAGGGAACUACUGGACGCUGGACCCCAACUCCUCCGACAUGUUUGAGAACGGGAGCUUCCUGCGGCGGAGGAAGCGCUUCAAGCGGCAGCAUUUUCGCUUCGACCCGCUGAAGGAGCAGCACCUGGAGCCGAGCGGGCUGCACUGCUUUACGCACGGCGCGUACGGCCUCGGCGCGGCGGCGCUGCAGCUGCCCGGUCUGGAGAUCUACCCCUUCCUGCACCACCAUCACACUCCGUCUCCGUGCGGCCCCGCCGCCAUCCCACCUGUCAGCAGCAUCCUGCCGGCUCUGUCCACCUUCUUCUCUCGCAGCGCCCUCACGGCCAAGGCCUUCCUGCAGUCGCAGCCGGGACUGGACGCCUUCUCCCCGGCGCAGUGCGCCGCGUAUUCCCCUCCUCUGACCUCCGGCGCUCACUACGCGGCCCCCGGCCUCUUCCGCCCGGCAGCCUCCCCGCAGCUCCUCGGUUUGCACCAGGAGUACCAGAAACUACAGACUCAGCGGAGCGGCGCAGAUCUAGCCAAACACAUCAACGCUAAUAACGAAUAACCGCACCAAAACCAGACUUUGACCAUGUGUUUUCUCAGGUAACAGAGACUUAAAAAAAACAAAACAAAACAACAACAACAACAAAUAAUAAACAUCACAAUUGUUGCCGCGCGAAAUGGAUGAAACUCCUCCUGCUUUACGGCAAAUCUCUCAGCAGGCGCUCUCUUUUUGUAUUUUUGAUCAUGACUUAUCAUCGUUUGUUUUAAUAUUUAAAUGGCAAAUUUCCUCAACUUUUUUCUCUGGAAAAAUAAAAGCUGGAGAUUUAAA
Xiphophorus maculatus (southern platyfish) is the source of this 1751-nucleotide messenger RNA. It is a transcript of the gene foxd7, whose product is annotated as forkhead box protein D2-like. NCBI's taxonomy places the organism in Eukaryota, Metazoa, Chordata, Actinopteri, Cyprinodontiformes, Poeciliidae. The transcript has a single exon. Gene Ontology annotation, molecular function: DNA-binding transcription factor activity, RNA polymerase II-specific; RNA polymerase II cis-regulatory region sequence-specific DNA binding. Gene Ontology annotation, biological process: regulation of transcription by RNA polymerase II; cell differentiation; anatomical structure morphogenesis. The coding region runs from base 522 to 1484 and encodes 320 amino acids. The record is from RefSeq and is a predicted model, not a curated record.